Messenger RNA from Pezoporus occidentalis (night parrot), 4588 nucleotides. RefSeq names its product Wnt family member 7B (gene WNT7B). NCBI's taxonomy places the organism in Eukaryota, Metazoa, Chordata, Aves, Psittaciformes, Psittacidae. Gene Ontology annotation, molecular function: frizzled binding; cytokine activity. The transcript has 4 exons. Gene Ontology annotation, biological process: positive regulation of JNK cascade; canonical Wnt signaling pathway; neuron differentiation. The coding region runs from base 693 to 1742 and encodes 349 amino acids. Gene Ontology annotation, cellular component: extracellular region. The record is from RefSeq and is a predicted model, not a curated record.
AAAGGUUUUAACAAUCUCUUUUUCGAAGUCCAUACAUUGCAAAUCCAGCCGCGUUACCAUACUAGAGGAAAUGAAAAAAUGCUUCGGUUUGAGAGGACGAGUCCUUUAUUUCCCUUACUGGAUACGUUUCAUGUGUUUUCCCCAACACUCAGGCUUAAGGACAUGCCUUCUGAAACCCAAACACACGCAUAGCUCGCACCCUCACAUACACACGGACAGAUAAGAUAUGUAUUAGAUCCUGACACAUACGGGGUGGGGGGAAGAGCAGGGGAGAGAGAGAGAGGGAGAGAGAGAGAGAGAUCCUCCUACCUGGAGCCAUAGAUUGCAAGAUACGUAGUGUUACCUGGGGAAGUCAGAACAAGUAAAAACACAUUGAACUUCAGGGCUCUAUGAGGCAGUUGAUCAAGAUCAGUGCUUGCUCAUUUUCUCCCUCAGACUGUCUGUCUUGGGUUUUUGUUUUACCAUUUUGAGCAGCUCUUUCUAUUUUUGCCUCCCUCUGGAGCCUUCAUAUUGGAGCCGGUUUCGCUCACCAUGGCUCUGGGAAGAGCUGCUUAUCUGCACGGUGUUGAUUUUUUACAGUUCGGCCGGCCCUGCUCCCGGGUAGCUUCAGCAAUACUCCUGACUGGGAUUUAAUCGACAAGAUCAGUUCGGCUUUUCGUGCAGUUUUUAUGGCUCAGUCCAUUCUCUAGAUCAUGCACAGAAACUUUCGCAAGUGGAUUUUCUACGUGUUUCUAUGCUUUGGAGUCAUCUAUGUCAAAUUAGGAGCUUUGUCAUCUGUUGUGGCUUUAGGAGCUAAUAUCAUCUGCAACAAAAUCCCAGGCCUGGCCCCUCGGCAGCGAGCAAUCUGCCAGAGCCGCCCCGAUGCCAUCAUUGUGAUUGGGGAAGGGGCACAAAUGGGAAUCAAUGAGUGCCAGUACCAGUUUCGGUACGGGAGGUGGAACUGCUCUGCGCUUGGAGAGAAAACAGUCUUUGGACAAGAGCUUCGAGUAGGAAGCAGGGAAGCUGCGUUCACCUAUGCCAUUACUGCUGCUGGCGUUGCACAUGCUGUCACGGCCGCCUGCAGCCAGGGCAACCUCAGCAAUUGUGGCUGUGACCGAGAGAAACAGGGCUACUACAACCAAGAGGAGGGCUGGAAGUGGGGAGGCUGCUCUGCGGAUAUCAGAUAUGGCAUUGAGUUCUCCCGGAGGUUUGUUGAUGCCCGAGAAAUCAAAAAGAAUGCACGGAGGCUGAUGAACUUGCACAACAAUGAGGCUGGAAGAAAGGUUCUUGAAGAGAGAAUGAAAUUAGAGUGCAAGUGUCAUGGAGUUUCAGGUUCCUGUACAACUAAGACCUGCUGGACCACGCUUCCUAAAUUCAGGGAGAUUGGAUAUAUUUUGAAAGAGAAAUACAAUGCUGCAGUGCAAGUGGAGGUGGUACGAGCCAGUAGACUAAGACAGCCAACCUUCCUGAAGAUCAAGCAGAUUAAGAGUUACCAGAAACCCAUGGAAACAGAUUUAGUGUAUAUCGAAAAGUCACCUAACUACUGUGAGGAAGAUGCUUCCACAGGGAGUGUCGGUACCCAGGGACGACUCUGCAACCGUACCUCACCCAAUGCGGAUGGGUGUGACAUGAUGUGCUGCGGAAGAGGGUACAACACACACCAGUACACCAAGGUGUGGCAAUGUAAUUGCAAAUUCCACUGGUGCUGCUUUGUGAAGUGCAACACGUGUAGUGAGCGGACAGAGGUGUUCACCUGCAAAUAAUGGUGUCAUGUGCAAACAAACAGAACCAAUCACCACGAGUGAAGAAAGUGGAGUACAACCAACGACGACAGCAUCAUUUUGCACAUCUAAUCUUCUUCGGGAAAAAAACCCCAAACACCACCACAACAACCACUCCCUCCCCACUACUUACACUUCAAAGGAUGGUGCAUUUUUGCUGGCUGGCUGUUGUAACUGCUUUGGAAACAAGGGCAACAGGAUUAAGGUGAUGUUGACAAACACAUGAAACUUUUUUUUUAAACUACAAUCUGGGUGUUGCAGAUUUUCGUGUGUUUUAAGUUAUACAUAUCAGAGAAGCUGAUCACAUUGCAGCUCCCAUGAAAUUUAAAAGAAAAAGACUCUUUCUCCUAUUUUACAACAACAAAACCACCAAGCCCUGUGCAAAUAAAGACCUUUUUUUUUUUCUUUUUUUUUUUUUUGUUUUUAAAGUAAAUGAAAUCUUCACUGACUAGAACACCGCAGACUUGCUGCAAAAUCCUAAAUUUCUACGAAAGCAGGUAAAGAGAAAACAGCUGGUAGGGAGACAAAAUCUGUGGCGGAAAUACUCCACUAUCAGUUUGGAAAAAAUAACAUUCACAAAAUUACAUCAGCUGCCAGUGACACUGGAACUCUUUGAAUGAACAUUAAAAAUAAUUAUUUAUGUUUUUAAUAGUAUCAAAAAAUUCUAAGCACUAACGGGUAGCUAUGUCUUAAUUCUGUACUAAAUGUAAACUUAUUGGAACUCUGACUAUGACUUUCGUAUUUGGUUCUCCCUAAGUUCUUCAAUGCUACUGAUCUCUUGUCACUCCACUAUUAGAGUUCAAUUACUGUAGGCCUUAAGCAAUUACCAGAAUUGAGCAGAAAGAUCAUGCGAAACUGUGGUUACAAAUGCUUGAUAAAGACUUUUCCCACUUGCCUCCUGAUUAAGAAUGACUCUUUUUAGACUCAGGCUUGAGGCAUGGAGCACCUGCUCUCAGCUCCUUGUAGGGAGUUUUAGGAUACAAAGACAUGCUUCGACAAAUAUCAAAGGUUUUGCUUUGCUGUUAAAUGCACUGGCAGAAUCUUUCAAGCAUUGUGUUUUGCCUUUACUGGUUGAAAGUUAAUAUUACCAGUAGCUUUAAGUAACUUAUGCUCAGUAUGAACUGAGAAGUUAAUAAAAAUAUGGUAGCUAAGCUCUACGUUGCUGCAACCUGUGAGCUGUGGUGGCUUCAUGAACAUGAGAAAGCUAAAAUAUGGGUUCGUCUGUGUUGUUGUUAUUCUAAGGUUGGAAAUAACGUACCCCGUGGUAAAUACAUGAAUGUUAAGGAAGAAACUGACUUUUUACACCAGCACUCAAUUCUAAUUUACACACCUUUUCCCUAUGAGAGAUUUAAAGAAAGUCCUCAGAUAAUUUACUACUGUAAAAUCUAGUGUUUGUAAACCCAAGAGUCAGAUAUGCCCACUUAUAACACAGUGCAUUUAAGCACAUAAAUGUUUGCUUGUAGCAAGGGUCCCUUCCUGAUUUUCUGAAAACUGGGAUUAAAAAUUUCCUAACAUCUGCAUAUCUGCAUUUCUAGAUUUUGUUUCAUUUUAUUACUUUUAUUGAGGGGCUGCGCAGCCAUGGGCCCUCCCCACUUGACAUGGAAGCACUUGCCACACCACAUGGUGCCCUUGGGGCAAGGGGCUGGUGGAGCUACUGCUCCACCAGCUCCCAUGCUGGAUAUGUGAAUGAGCCAGGAUUACCUCCAUAUUUUAUGGGCCUGCAUUAUCAAAGGUAACUAAAUACUUGGGGACCUUCAUUGAAACACUCAUGAAGACCUGUCUUUCUGACCCCAAGCACUUACCCUCUGAAAAUCAGAGCCCUUUGAUGAGCCUGCCAUGGAGCAAUCCAAAGUUGAAAAGCUCAUUUUUUAUAUUGUUGCUGUUGGUUUCUAAAUGCCAACCAUGAUGUGAACAACCCCAUAGAAGUCAACAGGGGCCCCCCAAAAUGCUAGAGUCACUCCAUAUAAUUUAAGUCCCUUUGAUUCAUGGGUAUUGUUGUUGAAUAAUAGUGAUAUACUGUACUUUCACUACAUUCUUGACAGGAAGCAAAUAAAGCUCCCAAGCACAGUAAUGCACAGUCUUAUGGUACUAGAUACUGUAAAUAUAUUAGAAUAGUAUUUGUUAAGUACAAUUGAGGAAUCCAAUUAAGUUAUAUUAUUGUAUAUCGUUUAAAUGUCUAUAGAGUAUUUUAAAUUAUUGUGAACUACACUGCGUUAAAAAAAAAAGGUUAUAUAUUAUAACACCAACCACUCCGAAAAGUGGACCAAAGUGACACUUUCUUUUUUUUUACAUACCCCAAUUUCAAAUAGCUUUGUCAGCUACUGAAACAUCAUGAUAACAGUCCUACGACUGGAUUAGCUGUCUAGAAUUUGAUGUUUCAGAGCACCCUAUACAAUUUUUGUUUUUGUGGGUACUGUACGGCACAAAGCAGGGGAUGACCAUGGGAAUGCACGGACUUGGAACUUUGUCCCAGGAAAAAACAGGUUUGGUCAGAAAACACCAUUACCACUAAUGUACUGAAACAUCCCCCUCCCCCCCAAAUGGCAACCUUUUAAUGAAGGUGUCUAUGAACAGAAGUGGGUUACACACAGCUUUUAUUUUAAAAGAUGUAGUUUGAUGUCAAAGAACUGUGACAAUAGAGGUUUGAAUGCAACCAGCAACACAACAUGGUUUAACCACACUUUAGCCAUGACAAAACUCAUAAGACUGUAUGUUAUUAAAGAAUUUAAGAGCAAAGAUCAAUUUGUUUACUAUGUUAAUGUUUUAUGGCAAGCAGAAAACAAAAGAUAAAAUGUGUGUCCAUUAAAACUUACUUUAUUCCCCUUCUA